Molecule: messenger RNA, 3930 nt
Organism: Arachis stenosperma
Lineage: Eukaryota; Viridiplantae; Streptophyta; Magnoliopsida; Fabales; Fabaceae
Product: disease resistance protein RPV1-like
Exons: 6
Coding region: 178-3681 (1167 amino acids)
Biological process (GO): defense response; signal transduction
Molecular function (GO): ADP binding
Source: RefSeq, a predicted model, not a curated record
GUUAAUUACGGGCAAGACUUGAUGAAGAGCUUAGACCAAGAGAGGGAAGCCACUGGGUAACUACUUGACGACUAUGAGUGUUUCAAGUAUAAUUAUAUAUACCCGAAUAGAGGAUCAUUUCUUUCACUAAUUAACUCAUCACUAGGAAAAUCCCAAUUAACUGUAUGUGCUCAACAUAUGGCACUUUCCCUUGCUGCUGCUUCUUCUUCCUCACCUCCCACUACUCGAUAUGAUGUUUUUAUCAGCUUCAGAGGCGAGGACACGCGUAACGGUUUUACCAGCCAUCUUCAUGAUGCUCUCCUCAGAAACCAGAUCCAGACGUUCAUAGAUUAUAGAAUCCCGAAAGGAGGUGUCGUCUGGGAAGAACUUGUUGAAGCCAUCAGAGAUUCAAAGUUGUUUGUUGUUAUCUUCUCCGAAAACUAUGCUUCCUCUAGCUGGUGCUUGAGAGAGCUGGUUGAGAUCAUGGAGUGCAAGGAAAAGAAUGAACAAGUUAUUGUGAUUCCAGUGUUCUAUAAGAUAGAGCUCACACAUGUUCGCAAGCAGAGUGGAAGUUACCGCAGAGCCUUUGAUGAGCAUGAGAGAUCCUCCAACCGUAAACAUGUGCACCAAUGGAGGACGGCGCUCACUCAAGCUUCGAAUCUCUCUGGCUUCACUUGCAAUCACCACAGGCAUGAAGCACAGUUGAUCGAUGAAAUUGUAGAAGCAAUUUUUCCAAAGCUGAAUUAUAAUUGCUAUAGAGAUGAACUCAAAAGUCCUUUUAUCAGCAACAGAAACUAUACCUCUGUUAAAUCUUUACUGAAAUUCAAGUUGGAGAAAAUUCUUGUUAUUGGAAUUUGGGGUAUGGGCGGUAUUGGUAAAACAACUAUUGCUACUACUCUUUUUCAUGAGUACUCUUCAGAAUACAAAGAUCAUUGUUUCUUAGUCUUUUCAAAAAAAUUAGAAAGAAAAGGUGCUAAUCACAUAUGCACUAAACUUCUUUCUCAAUUACUAAAUCAAGAUCUUUGUAUUGCUAAUAUUCGAGUAAUACCCUCUAGUAUUAUUCGUAAACUCAAGCAUAUGAGGGCUUUCAUUGUGCUAGAUGAUGUGGCUAAUUCACAAAUUGCAACUGAUUUGAUUCAACUGCUUUGUAAUUGCCUAAAUUUUGGUAGUAGAAUCAUUUUGACAACAAGAGACAGAAAUGUGCUUUCAAGUGGAGGAGUUGAAGCAAUUCAUGAGGUGAAGGAAAUGAAUUUUGAGGACUCCCUUAAAGUUUUUAGCCAUAAUGCCUUUAAUGAUUCUCAUCCUAAAGAGGAUUAUUAUGAGCUAUCAACAAGAGUCGUAGCAGAUUAUGCCAAAGGAAUACCAUUAGCAUUAAAAAUUUUGGGAUCGUUUUUUCGGACCAUCAAAAGAAAAAGUGAAUGGGAGAGUGCAUUGAGAAAACUAAAAAAGUAUCCCAAUGCAGAUAUUCAGCAAGUGUUGAGACUGAGUUAUGAUGCAUUAGAUGAUGAUGAAAAAAACAUCCUUUUAGAUGUUGCAUGCUUUUUUCACAAGCAUAAAAUGGAAGAAGUAACCAGAAUAUUAAAUUCUUGUGGUUUCUUUGCAGACAUAGGAAUAAAAAGCCUAUUGGACAAGGCUCUUAUAAGUAUUCAUUCAAAUGGUAAAUACAUAAAAAUGCAUAGUUUGAUACAGGAAAUGUGUUGGAAAAUCAUUCAUGAAGAAUCUAGCAAAAAUGGUGGUCGACAAAUAAGACUAUGGAAUACCGAAGAAGUCUGCAAUAUUUUCCAAGAUGAAAGAGAUAUUCAUGGAGUUGAAAGCAUGAUUGUGGAUAUGAAUCAAAUUACAAUAGAUCCACGUAUAAUCAUCAGUGCAUUAAGGAAGAUGCCAAAGUUAAGAUUGCUUGCUUUAAGAGGAAAUAUCAAUUUAGAUCUUGAAUGGAACAGAGUGUUUGUAAAGGAUUUUCAACUUCCGAAUGACUUAAGGUAUAUUGAGUGGAAUAAAUGUCCACUUAAGUUUCUGCCGUCUAUUUGUUGGCCUCAAAAACUUGUUCAACUUUCUAUGGGAGGUAGCACUGUUAAAAAACUUUGGGAUACAAAACAGAUGCUACCAAGUUUGGAGAGGAUUGACCUCCAUAACUGCAAAGGUUUGAUAGAGUGUCCAAAUUUAGCAGGUGCCACGAAUCUCAGAAAAAUAUUACUUUGUGGCUGUGAAAACUUACAAGAUGUUCAUCCAUCUAUUUUCUCUCUCCCCAAGAUUAAAAAAAUAUGUUUGGAUUAUUGCAAGAAGCUGAAGAGGCUUUACAGUGAUUAUUGUUCACCCUCUCUCCGUUGCGUGUGGGCCACUGGUUGCUCGAAUUUGGAAGAGUUCUCAAUCCCAAUGAUAGGGGAUCAUUCCAAAAGCUUAGAUUUAUCGUCCUCAGCUUUGAGUGAAGUGUCAUCCACUAUUAUGCAUCUCAAAAAUCUUACUUGGUUCGGUAGUAAUAUCAGUUACUCUCUUGAAAAACUUCCUCAAAACUUUGCGCGCACAAUUACACUCAUGGAUCCAAUAAAACAUGAAGAUGACACAUGCAUUAUUUUAAGUAGAAUAUUUCCCACCCCUGUCUUCUUGUCUCUCAAUCAAUUAUCUUUCUACAAAUGUAAGAGCUUGUCUAAACUCCCAAACAACAUUCAUGUCUUACAAUCAUUACAAGUAUUAAAACUGCAAAGUUGUCAUGUCAUUACACAUUUGCCAAAAAGUAUUAAGAAUCUUCGAAAGCUCAUAAAACUUUUCAUCGAUGAUUGUAAAAUGCUUCAAUAUGUACCUCCACUUCCCCCAUCUAUUAUAUACUUUGCUGCAAGAAAUUGCAAAUCUUUAAAGACAAUCUCAAGUUUAACAAGUGAACCACCCAAAACACGCAGGGCAUCCUUUAAAUUCUAUAACUGCACAAAGUUGGAUGAUGAUGCAUAUGAAGCAGUUUUGAAAGACUUAAAAUUCAGGAUAGAACUUGCGGCAAGUAAUGGAUGUUCGAAUAUAUCCUUCUACUAUUUACCAAGUAAAGAGAACAUACUUAAUGAUUGGUUCCCUCACUACUACUCUAUAGAAACUUCAAUCACUGUGGAAGUUCCUCCAGAUCACAAGAUUUCUUCUUGUCUUGUUGUCUGCAUGUUGUUUUCUCAAUUCCAAUCUCGUGACUUUAGCAACAAACAUUUGACAUUCAGGUGUGAAUGCUACUUAGAAAAGGGUUGCAACGAAUGGGAAUGGAUAGCAACUUCUGGCAAAACAGUACACUUGACCGAUCAUAAGACCUCUGUGAAUCAAUUUGAAAUGGUGUCAGAUCAUAUGAUAUUAUGGUAUGAUGGAAAGUAUUCGAACAAGAUAAUGGAAGCAAUCAAAGAGAGAAAGAGAGGCACCACUUGCAAUCCUAUCCUUAAAUUUGAGUUCUAUGCUCAUCAACCGGAGGAUAAUGAAGAAGUAGUGAUAAACGGGUGUGGGAUCCGUUGGAUGCAUGUCAUCAAUGAAGAAGAAGAGAUUAGUCCAGAUGUCAUCGAUGAAGGAGAAAUUAUUCCUGAUGUCAUUAUUGAUGAGGGCCAUGAAUAUGAUGACUUGGAGUUGGAGGACCUUCAGAGAACUGGAGAAAGAGUGGAUGUAUAUUGUUGUGCAUUGGAUAUUGUCAAUUGGUUCAAAAGAUUGUUGUGGUGGAGAACAGAGACUAAAGAAGAGAUAUAAUGAAGAUUACUCCAAGUCUCCAAAAAUAGUGUAAUAUUUUCCUAUUAAAUUGAGGUACAGUGACUCGUUCUUUUGGAGAUGAUGUGUUGUGGAAAAAAAAUUUUAUUAGUCUGUAUUUUUUUCCUUGUUUCUUUUUAACUGAGUUGAUAUCGUUUUGUAACUUCUAAAAAAACAAAAAAUUAAAGAGAGGAAAUGAGAAAGAAAGUAUAGAAGUGGGAUGCAAAAUGCAAUUUCACGUGUCUUCACUCA